Coniophora puteana RWD-64-598 SS2 is the source of this 2052-nucleotide messenger RNA. Its product is annotated as polyadenylate binding protein. Lineage: Eukaryota; Fungi; Basidiomycota; Agaricomycetes; Boletales; Coniophoraceae. The transcript has 7 exons. Gene Ontology annotation, molecular function: poly(A) binding; mRNA 3'-UTR binding; poly(U) RNA binding. The record is from RefSeq and is a predicted model, not a curated record. Gene Ontology annotation, cellular component: ribonucleoprotein complex; cytosol; nucleus. The coding region runs from base 1 to 2052 and encodes 683 amino acids.
AUGUCUUCCCCUUCUGCUCCGGAUGCUGCCCCCGCUGUUCAGCCUGAGGCUGCCUCUGUUCCUUCUUCUGCCCCCGCCCCCACUCCCUCCUACAACCUUCCUCCGCAGACUUCAAUCUCCUCUGCCCCUUCAGCUUCCCUUUAUGUUGGUGAACUCGAUCCCACCGUAACCGAGGCCAUGAUCUUCGAGAUCUUCAAUAUGAUUGGUCCGGUUGCGAGCAUCCGUGUCUGCCGCGAUGCGGUUACUCGUCGCUCCCUGGGUUAUGCCUACGUAAACUACCUCAACACGGCCGAUGGUGAACGUGCUCUCGAGCAACUGAACUAUUCGCUCAUCAAGGGUCGCCCUUGCCGCAUUAUGUGGUCCCAACGUGACCCUGCCUUGCGUAAAACUGGCCAGGGAAACAUCUUUAUCAAGAACCUUGAUGAGCAAAUCGACAACAAGGCCCUCCAUGACACCUUUGUCGCGUUCGGUAACGUCUUAUCGUGUAAGGUUGCCACGGACGAGCAAGGUCGAUCCAAAGGCUAUGGUUUCGUGCAUUAUGAGACUGCUGAAGCUGCUGAGACUGCCAUCAAGGCGGUCAAUGGUAUGCUCCUGAACGACAAAAAGGUUUACGUAGGACCCCACAUUCCUCGCAAGGAACGUCAAUCUAAGCUUGACGAGAUGAAGGCGCAGUUCACGAAUCUGUACAUCAAGAACCUGGACACAGAGGUAACCCAGGAGGAGUUUGAAGAGCUCUUCAACAGAUACGGAAGUGUCACUUCUGCCAUUGUUCAAGUUGAUGAUGAGGGCAGGAGUAAAGGUUUUGGCUUUGUCAACUAUGAGUCCCACGAGGAGGCUCAAGCUGCUGUUGACAACCUUCAUGACACUGACCUCAAGGGCAAGAAGUUGUACGUCACUCGUGCACAGAAGAAAGCUGAGCGCGAGGAGGAGCUGCGUCGUUCGUACGAGCAGGCCAAGAUGGAGAAGCUUAGCAAAUAUCAAGGAGUCAACCUGUAUGUCAAAAACCUCGAGGAUGAUGUAGACGACGACAAAUUGCGCGCCGAGUUUGAGCCUUUUGGAACCAUCACAAGCUGCAAGGUUAUGAGCGACGAGAAGGGGUCUUCGAAAGGAUUCGGUUUUGUCUGCUUCUCCUCUCCUGAUGAGGCUACCAAGGCCAUAGCGGAGAUGAACAACAAGAUGAUCGGUUCAAAGCCCCUUUACGUCUCUCUGGCUCAGCGUCGUGAAGUUCGCAGGCAGCAGCUGGAGAGCCAGAUUGCCCAGCGUAACCAGAUUCGUAUGCAGCAAGCCGCUGCUGCUGGAAUCCCUGGUGCAUACCUCAAUGGCGCCCUCUACUAUCCUCCUGGGCCUGGCGGUUUCCCCCCUCAAGGACGCAACAUGAUGGGUUAUGGACAACCCGGAAUGCUCCCGCCUCGUCCCCGCUAUCCUCCAGGCGGGCAGGUGCCGGGUAUGCCUAUGCCACCCUAUGGCGGGCCUCAUCCCCAAUAUGGCGGAGGCAUGCCCAAUUACCCUCGCGGUGGUCCCAGGCCCCCUGGGGGCCGUGGAGGUCCUGGCUCUUCACCUACUAACUCCAACACGCCCAUGCCCCGCGCGAAUGGCACAUCUCCGGCCAACGGUCCUGCUCCUCGCCCUGGUCCUCAGCAGGGUUCGCCUGCUAGGGCUCCUGCCGUUGGUGCCACCUCUGGCAGUCGUCCUCCGCAGACUUACAAGCUCAAUCCUCAGACUCGUAACGCCGGUGGUGCCGCUUCCGCCGGACAAGCAGCUCCUACUUCGGCCGCUGCUCAGUCUGAGGUUCCUGUUAUCAGUGCAACUGCACUUGCUGGUUUGCCCCCCAUGGAGCAGAAACAGAUGUUGGGUGAAGUCAUUUACAUGAACAUCGUUGCUACGCAACCGGAACUCGCGGGUAAAAUUACUGGUAUGCUUCUUGAGAUGGAGAACCCAGAACUACUCCAUCUCUUGGAAACACCCGACGCUAUGGCAGCGAAGGUCAACGAGGCACUUGCCGUUCUGCAUGAUUUCUCGAAGGACGAAGUUGCUGGCGCCCCUGUAGCCUAA